This is a messenger RNA of Trichomycterus rosablanca, 1224 nucleotides long. It is a transcript of the gene hsd17b10, whose product is annotated as hydroxysteroid (17-beta) dehydrogenase 10. Lineage: Eukaryota; Metazoa; Chordata; Actinopteri; Siluriformes; Trichomycteridae. Gene Ontology annotation, cellular component: mitochondrion. Gene Ontology annotation, biological process: estrogen metabolic process; androgen metabolic process; fatty acid metabolic process. The coding region runs from base 13 to 795 and encodes 260 amino acids. Gene Ontology annotation, molecular function: estradiol 17-beta-dehydrogenase [NAD(P)+] activity. The record is from RefSeq and is a predicted model, not a curated record. The transcript has 6 exons.
GUGGCUGCAAACAUGGCGAACAUCAGAAGUCUCAAGGGCAUGGUGGGUCUGGUCACAGGAGGCGCUUCAGGUUUGGGCAGAGCAACAGUGGAGCGACUGAUUAAUCAUGGAGCGAGUGCUGUCAUUCUUGACCUGCCCAGCUCGGAUGGCCACAACGUAGCUGCAGCCCUUGGAGAGCGCUGUGCAUUUGCUCCUGCCGAUGUGACAUCAGAGACCGACGUACGUUCAGCUGUAGAUUUGGCUAAAGAGAAGUUUGGCAAACUGGACUUGGCGGUGAACUGUGCUGGCAUUGCUGUAGCUGUAAAGACAUACAACUUCAAAAAGGACAUCCCUCACAGUUUAGAGGACUUCAGUAGAGUCAUCACAGUGAACAUAGCAGGCAGCUUUAACGUUAUAAGACUGGCUGCUGGCAUGAUGGGUAAGAAUGAACCAGACGCCGAUGGGCACAGAGGCUGCAUUAUCAACACAGCCAGCGUCGCAGCAUUUGACGGGCAGGUGGGCCAGGCUGCAUACUCUGCUUCUAAGGGUGGCAUUGUGGGAAUGACUCUUCCUAUCGCCCGAGAUCUUGCCCCUAUGGGUAUCCGCGUUGUCACCAUUGCUCCAGGUUUGUUCUCCACACCGCUGCUGGCUGGCCUACCCGAGAAGGUGCAGAAUUUCCUGGCACGCCAGGUACCUUUCCCUUCACGCCUGGGUGACCCUGCUGAGUUUGCACACCUCGUGACCUGCAUCGCUGAGAACCCCAUGAUCAAUGGAGAGGUGAUUCGUUUGGACGGAGCUAUCCGGAUGCAGCCCUGAGAAGCAGAGGGAACCAGAUCGGGGAAAGAGAUGUCCACAUAGGCCUUGUGUGUAUGUUAAAAUAGGUCAAUCCAAUAGGGCCAUGUGCACAGUUUAAUUUCAGUGUAGCACUUGUUAAAUUAAGGUUCUGCUGCUUGGGGUUUUUAACACUGACAUUUAGUAGAUUUGCUCUACAAUUCAACUUUGUGUUGAAUUAAAUCUACUUGGGUGUUGCAUUGCAAAGUUGAGUGAAGAAAUGAGAUCAGGAAUGGCCUUUAUUCAGGUCUGGGAUGGGCAUGAUUACUGGACACUUGUGAAAAUGAAUGUGUACCUCAAUUGAUCCAAUAAAAAAUAUAAGCUGUACAUGAUUGGAAGAUAUGAAAAUGAUUUUGCAAUUGUAUAAAACUUCAGAAAACUUUCUAAAAUUGUAAAUAAAUCACAACGAUGGCA